Sinocyclocheilus rhinocerous is the source of this 1623-nucleotide messenger RNA. RefSeq names its product elongation of very long chain fatty acids protein 7-like. The transcript has 7 exons. The coding region runs from base 19 to 867 and encodes 282 amino acids. Lineage: Eukaryota; Metazoa; Chordata; Actinopteri; Cypriniformes; Cyprinidae. Gene Ontology annotation, cellular component: endoplasmic reticulum; endoplasmic reticulum membrane. The record is from RefSeq and is a predicted model, not a curated record. Gene Ontology annotation, biological process: fatty acid elongation, saturated fatty acid; fatty acid elongation, monounsaturated fatty acid; fatty acid elongation, polyunsaturated fatty acid. Gene Ontology annotation, molecular function: fatty acid elongase activity.
CCUAAAGACUCCUUAGAUAUGGCUUUCAACACACUGACCUCAAGAGCUGUUUUGCUCUAUGAUGAGUGGGUUAAGGAAGCAGAUCCACGGACUGAGAACUGGCUGCUUAUGGCCUCCCCUUUCCCUCAAACAUUCAUAAUCGCUGCCUACAUCUACUUUGUGACGUCGCUGGGGCCUCGGCUGAUGGAAAACCGCAAGCCCUUUGACCUCAAGCGUACAAUGAUCAUCUAUAACUUCAGCAUUGUGACGUUUUCCCUCUACCUGAUUUACGAGUUUCUCAUGUCUGGUUGGGCGAACGGCUACACCUAUGGGUGUGACCUUGUGGAUUAUUCCAGUUCUCCUCAGGCUCUCCGGAUGGCAUGGUCCUGCUGGCUGUACUAUUUCUCCAAGUUCAUUGAGAUGCUUGACACUAUUUUCUUUGUCCUGAGGAAAAAGAACAGCCAGGUUACUUUCCUUCACGUCUUCCAUCACUCCAUCAUGCCCUUCACCUGGUGGUUUGGGGUCAGAUUCGCCCCAGGUGGUCUGGGAACCUUCCAUGCCCUGCUGAACUGCGUCGUCCAUGUUAUAAUGUACACCUACUAUGCUCUCUCAGCCCUGGGACCUGCCUACCAGAAGUACCUGUGGUGGAAAAAGUAUAUGACCACUAUCCAGCUGAUUCAGUUUGUGCUGGUCACCACUCACAUUGGCCAGUUGUUCUUCAUGAAGGACUGUUCUUACCAGUUUCCUGUGUUCCUCUACGUCAUCGGUUCAUAUGGGCUGAUCUUCCUGGUCCUGUUCCUCAAAUUCUACUAUCACGCCUACACCAAGGGCAAGAGGCUACCCAAGGUUCUCCAGAAUGGAAACUACCUUCUCAAGAAAUAUGAGUGAUCUUUCCAAUGAUCUUUCCAACCUAUUAAGUGGGAAUAUUCCUUUUUAUUUCAUCCGUUCAAGUUCCACUUCCCUGUUUUAUGUUAAAACUAAUGUGGAAUACAUCCACCUUAUCACUGGAUGUAAGACGUCCGAACUUGCACACUGGUGUUUCACUAGAGAUGCUGUCUUGUUGUUUAUUUUUUUUUAUUUUGUGGUCUUCACUUAAGGCUUUGAAAUGAGUAUGGUGUGGGGAGUACAGUAUUUUCAUCCUAUAUCCUCUUAAUUUACCUGUAAAUAUCGAGUUUCUCAGCUUUGGAGUAUGAUUGAACUGCUGGCCAGAUCUGAAAAGUUAUGAGAGCAAAGGUGAUUUGAAGUUUGUCACUAAAAGGGUUUUUGAAGGUUGUUUUAGUUGUGACUAAAUGAGCCUGAAGCCCUUUGACCCUUGAGGAACGCUUGACUGAUCUACCUGGUUGUGCUCGAACCUGAACGUUUACCGCAGAAGUGACAUCAUCUGAAGUUAUUUUGUCAGUGAUUUAUGCUUUGUGAUUAUUUAUUCUUUAUUUAAUAUUGCUGUUUUCUUAAUGUGAUCUUUUUAAAUGAUAUUGAUCUGUAGGAAUGGCCCGUUAUGCUUUUAUGUUCUACUGAUCGGAGCUAAGGAAGACUAGAACAAUGUUACAGGAUUUUUCCUUGGUUUUUGUCUUUUUAAAUGAACUUCCAAUUCUGUGAAAAAGAAAUUGAGUUUUAUAGUGAAACAAAAUAAAUCAUUUGUCACUA